ACUCGUCUUUCGAGACAACAAAACCCUAGCCAGAGUUAUAUAAGACCUCUGAAAAACCUAGCUCCUUCUCCCUUCUUGGUUUAGCAAUUUGCCGCUGCUUCUCGGUCAGUAGGAGCCCCAUUUUCUCUGUACCUCGCGUGUCACUAUAAUACAAGAUGUCUCUGGUUGCAAAUGAAGAAUUUCAGCACAUUCUUCGUGUGCUCAACACUAAUGUUGAUGGGAAGCAGAAGAUUAUGUUUGCUUUGACCUCAAUCAAAGGUAUUGGGAGGCGUUUCGCUAACAUUGUCUGCAAGAAAGCUGAUGUUGAUAUGAACAAGAGGGCUGGGGAAUUAACUGCUGCUGAGCUGGAUAAUCUCAUGGUCAUUGUUGCAAAUCCUCGUCAGUUCAAGAUCCCAGAUUGGUUUUUGAAUAGGCAGAAGGAUUACAAGGAUGGGAAAUAUUCUCAAGUUGUGUCUAAUGCACUAGACAUGAAGUUGAGAGAUGAUUUGGAGCGAUUGAAGAAGAUCAGGAACCACCGUGGUCUGAGGCACUACUGGGGUCUUCGUGUCAGGGGACAACACACCAAGACCACUGGUCGUCGUGGAAAGACUGUUGGUGUCUCUAAGAAGCGGUGAACAUUAUUUACUAUUAACUGGGUUGAGCAAUUUUAUGUAGGGGCUGGCGGAAUUGGUGCCUUUCUGCAAGUAAUUUUUGUGCGAGAAGAGUUUAGAUGUGAUUUUGUUAGAUUGGAAAGAUUUUAGUCUGUUAACUUUUUAUCUAUUUGAGUCUGUUGCAGAAUCUUAUACCAUAUAUGCCUUCGAAAUUUUUUGCAAUGUGCAUCUAUUUAAUAUUUGAUUGCUAUGCUGUCUUCUUGAUUUAUAAUAUUUUGAUUUUGUUUUGCUGCU
Molecule: messenger RNA, 884 nt
Organism: Jatropha curcas
Lineage: Eukaryota; Viridiplantae; Streptophyta; Magnoliopsida; Malpighiales; Euphorbiaceae
Gene: PFL
Product: Ribosomal protein S13/S18 family
Biological process (GO): translation
Cellular component (GO): cytosol; ribosome; small ribosomal subunit
Molecular function (GO): structural constituent of ribosome; RNA binding
Source: RefSeq, a predicted model, not a curated record